CCUAUCGGAGGUUUCCCCGGGCGAAAGCCUCGCGCACGGCGCAGGCGCGUUGACAGGAAAUCGUCUCUAACUGGACGCCUCGUUUCUUCCCUUGCCGCCUCAGUGCCAUUUCCCUCAGAACUGCUCGGAUGGGAACGCGGUGAGGACGGGAGAGGCGGGGAACAGGAAAAGCUCGGCGAGCGUCGUUGCCCCCUUCCAUGAUCCAGAAUGAAGAUCUGGACUUCCGAGCACACCUUCGAUCAUCCCUGGGAAACAGUCACCACUGCUGCUAUGCAAAAAUAUCCAAACCCCAUGAACCCCAGUGUGGUUGGAGUUGAUGUUCUAGAUAGGCACAUAGAUCCUAAUGGAAAGUUGCACAGUCACAGAUUGCUCAGUACAGAAUGGGGGAUGCCAUCAAUUGUAAAAUCGCUUAUUGGUGCCUGUAGAACAAAAACAUAUGUAGAAGAACACUCCAUAGUUGACCCAAUGAAGAAAGUAAUGGAGCUGAAGUCUACUAAUAUUUCAUUUACAAAUCUGGUGUCAGUGGAUGAGAGGCUAAUCUAUAAACCACAUCCUCAACAACCAGAGAAAACCAUGUUGACUCAAGAGGCAACAAUCUGUGUGAAAGGGGUCAGUCUCAGCAGUUACCUAGAAGGACUAAUGGAAAGCACUAUAUCUUCUAAUGCUAAAAAGGGUCGUGAAGCAUUGGAGUGGGUGAUCAACAAGCUGAAUGCUGAAAUAGAGGAAUUCACUACUUCAGCAAGGGGAAACAUGCGGUCACCCAUGGCAGCGGCAGCCUUUGUGGAGAAAUAAUGUAGAGCUACGCAUGUAGCUGGUUAAGCCUGAAUGUCUGAAACAAACCGUUGCACACUUCUUCCAAGCCGGAAAUAUUUAUUCUUCUACCUAUUUAAAAGAAAAGAAAAUCUGUAUUAGAUUUUUAAAUUAAACUUGGAGAGAAGUUGCAUACCUCUGUAAAAUGAAGGUACUAUGCAUGACUUUGAAGUUCAAUGGGACUCGUUAUUCAGGAAGAUAAUCCAAAUGGUCAAGAUCAAAGGAGUCUUGUAAUGUUGGAACUAACUUCCAACUGACAGUAUUCCUCCAACAGAGCGAGCUAUAGAAGGCUAUUGAUAAUUCGUACUUUGAUAGAAUUCAGGUUCACUUGGACUGUUACUUUUUGGGACCAUUGCAGAAACUGAAGAAUUUAUUAUUUUGGACCCAGAAUAGUCGACUUGGUUUGAGGCAGCUAGCGAUAGGUCUUGGUUUGGAAGAACAGCGUUUAUUACUUGAAAUACAAUUCUUUAUACAAAUGUGGGGGUUUUUUGUAUGCUGCUUUCAUUGUUACAAUUUUUAAAAUGAAAAGGUGGUACUUAAAUAAUAUCUGCCAUGCAUAUCUCUGAAUAAAAUAGCCGCUGAUGCUUUGUAAUUUGAAAGAUCAACUAAAAUUAUGUGCUAGCUACAGUUCUGGAAGAAGCUACGUACAGCCAGGAGAGAAACUCGGCUUAAGACUUUGCUCGGCAAUUUCAAUUUUUGUGUAAAAAUCUGGAUUCCGAGGUAGACAUAUUCUGCCAACAAUGUGGCAUUGUUAAUUGAGUUUCAUAAUUGUGAUACUUAUGUUUGCUUAGCUAGAUAUCACAGGCAAAUGGAUUGUCUUAACAAUAGUUUGUGUUUUGUUAUUUGUUAGCUUUCCUUAGGGUGACAAGUUUACCUAGUCAUUUAACAGCGCAAUUCUAAGCUUGAAUUACACACUUCUAAGCCGUUGACUUCAAUGGAUUUAGAAGGGUGUUAUUAGGCUUAGCAUUGUGUUAGUAUUUUUUGAGUACUGUAGGUAAAUGGAUAGAUUCCAAAACCACCAUCACCUUUCACAGAACAGUUUUGUGGAAGAAUUUGCUAAUAGAAAGCAACAAUCUAACCGGUGUUUAACAUGAACGGAAAAUAGCAGUGGUUUAAGUUUUUAUUCAUUUAAUGAUAACUAUAGUUGCAUAAGAUCUCCAUGAGGACCUGUAUGUGAUAUCUCUGAGAAAAAGAAGCAUGUCCCUGAAGAUAUUACAACAAAUAAUGCUUAGUGGGAAAAUUAAUGAGCUGCAAGUUUGGUUUGAAAUUGCUGUCCUAAUUCGCCAAAUUAAUCUAUUAAUGUUUGAAAAUGGGAAUUCUUGAUGCAUGCAGUGUUAUGUGCCAUUUUAGUUCCACUUCUGUACUGACAUGGGUGGGAAAAAUAUGUGGAUUAUGCCUAAAAUCACAAAUGUUUACUAAUAUAUUUAAAUUUUAAAUAUUUUUCUACUUAGGUUUUAGUUGGUCUUUACAAUUGCAUUUGUAAAAUCACUACAUAUGAACUUUUUUACAUGUGAAGAUUAACUUAAUUAAAAUUUUGUCAAUACUCGUG
Molecule: messenger RNA, 2359 nt
Organism: Sphaerodactylus townsendi
Lineage: Eukaryota; Metazoa; Chordata; Lepidosauria; Squamata; Sphaerodactylidae
Gene: PRELID3B
Product: PRELI domain containing 3B
Exons: 6
Coding region: 208-792 (194 amino acids)
Biological process (GO): phospholipid transport
Cellular component (GO): mitochondrial intermembrane space
Molecular function (GO): phosphatidic acid transfer activity
Source: RefSeq, a predicted model, not a curated record